AUGCCAGCCUUAGACCUGAGCAACUUCAAUAUUGUUUGCGCCGUGCUUGGCGGUUUUACUGCAGCUUUCGGACUGAUCUCAUUUCUUGCUAAGGAAAAAUUCUAUUUAUCAGAAGCGUUGAUAUCCUUUGGUGCUGGAGUGCUUUUUGGGCCAGGUGCGGGAUGGAUCCGGCCUGAAGAGUACGCCCUGGACGAUGAAGGGAACUUGGAGCUUAUUAACCGCAACUUCUGCCGACUCGUCUUGGGAGUUCAACUGAUUAUAGCUGGUAUCCAGCUCCCUCCAAGAUAUCUCAAAACAGAAUGGAAAAGUCUGGCCUACCUUUUAGGUCCCGGAAUGACCCUGAUGUGGCUUUUGUCGAGCUUGUUGAUAUGGGCCUUUGUACCGGACCUCGAAUUUCUCUAUGCCUUAGCGAUUGGCGCCUGCGUCACCCCGACCGAUCCCGUCCUAUCAAAUUCCAUUGUGAAAGGAAAGUUUGCCGAUAAGCAUUUGCCAAAAGCGCUUCAAAAUCUUAUUAUUGCUGAGUCUGGCGCCAAUGAUGGCCUUGGCUAUCCCUUUCUCUUUCUGCCUCUUUAUCUUGUUACUUACAUUGGCAAGAAUGCAUCUGGCCACACAGCUGGUAGAGCAGUAGGUAUGUGGUUCUAUGAGACCUGGUGUUACGAAGUGCUCUUGAGCUGUGUUUACGGCACAGUAUGUGGAUGGAUUGCCAAAAAGCUCCUCCGGUGGGCAGAAGACAGAAGUUAUGUCGACAGAGAAAGUUUCUUGGUCUUCGCUCUUGCCCUAGCUCUAUUCAUUCUCGGAACCGACGGACUUGUAGGCAGUGAUGAUGUGCUGGCAUGUUUUGCUGCUGGCAACGUAUUCACGUGGGACGAUUGGUUUCGACUCCAGACCAUGGACGAUAGUCUCCAACCAAGUAUUGACAUGAUCCUCAAUGUUACUAUUUUUAUAUGGUUUGGUGCUGUCUGUCCGUGGCACCAAUUUGCGCACAACGACUAUAUCCCAAUAUAUCGACUUAUUCCGCUGGGCAUCCUAAUUCUCUUGAUCCGUCGGCCGCCUACAAUAUUCCUGCUUCACAAACGGAUCCACCAGAUUGAUGAAUGGAAGCAAGCUAGUAUUGUUGGAUUCUUCGGGCCCAUUGGUGUUGGGGCCAUCUUUUAUCUCGCUAUCAGCCAAGAAUAUCUCCGCACGUCCGUCCUGGACCAAGACGACAAUCCACGGCAAGAUGCUGUCAGACUGCGAGAAACAAUGACGGUCGUGAUCUGGUUUUUGGUGGUGUGUAGCGUGGUAAGUAAAUACAUUUUGUUCGCGCUUAUCAUCUGA
This is a messenger RNA of Exophiala aquamarina CBS 119918, 1317 nucleotides long. RefSeq lists its product as uncharacterized. The transcript has 3 exons. The record is from RefSeq and is a predicted model, not a curated record. The coding region runs from base 1 to 1317 and encodes 438 amino acids. Gene Ontology annotation, biological process: proton export across plasma membrane; sodium ion export across plasma membrane; regulation of membrane potential. Gene Ontology annotation, cellular component: plasma membrane. Gene Ontology annotation, molecular function: sodium:proton antiporter activity. NCBI's taxonomy places the organism in Eukaryota, Fungi, Ascomycota, Eurotiomycetes, Chaetothyriales, Herpotrichiellaceae.